Messenger RNA from Saccostrea cuccullata (small rock oyster), 1970 nucleotides. RefSeq lists its product as uncharacterized. The record is from RefSeq and is a predicted model, not a curated record. NCBI's taxonomy places the organism in Eukaryota, Metazoa, Mollusca, Bivalvia, Ostreida, Ostreidae. The coding region runs from base 58 to 1638 and encodes 526 amino acids. The transcript is spliced from 14 exons.
UGAAAAAUAACCAGAAAAACAUAGCUUUCUUCGGAAAAUAUAUAGGAUACAUCAGAAAUGAAAAUGUAUGUAAAAGUCGUCUUUGUAUGGAUGGUUUCAAUCAACUGUCUACAAUGUGUUAUUUUAAACAGAUAUUUGACGCAGGAAGAGGUGGCUUGGUACAUCGAUCAAAAUGGUUGUCGUCUAGAAGAUCUAGUUAAAAGAUAUUAUCAGAAGGUUCCUAAUACAGAACUACGUGCGCAGUGCAGAUUAUUUGUGGAAAAUAAGAAGCGGAUAUUAAAUGAUGACUAUCAUGCAUGGAGACUUAUUUUGGAAUUAAAAGCUGAUGAGACUGUCUCAUCCAUAAGCAGAAAAAUGGGGAAAUGUUAUAUGUAUUCAAGGGAGCCUACCAAAAGUUUCACUAUGAGCUGUGUUAUCUACAAUAAUAGUUCCUUCGGAGACAUCUGUUUAUCAAACAAAAAUUGUGUCAACAAUACUGUUUGCAGUAUGAACAGAUUUAAUGGGAGGUGCAUAUGUCAAGAAGGGUUCAAGGAAGAAAAUGAAAAAUGUAUUAAAGACAAUCUAACACUUGGGGAAAUGUGUAGCGUCAAUCGUCAGUGCAGACAAUCAAAUGCAGAAUGUAGAGAUAGACGGUGUUCUUGUAAAACGGAGUAUCUACAAAUUGAAAAUAAUUGUGUUAAAGAAAAUAAAACACUUGGUUCGCGAUGUCAGUAUAAUGACCAAUGUACAGGGACAGCUAAUGCUGGUUUAUGCCUGGGAAACUCAUCAUAUCUCCAGUGUAGCUGCGACAAAGGUUUUGUAGAGAGGAACCGAUCAUGUAUUGGAAAUUUAAGACUUGGAGAAUCUUGCACCCUAAAGAAGCAGUGCCUACAAUAUAAUGCAGAAUGUAGAGAAGGACAUUGCUCUUGUGAAAGUGGAUAUAUUCAAAUUGAAACUAACUGCGUAGAAGGACAUAAGGCCCUUAAUACCCCGUGCCAGUAUAAUCAGCAAUGCACAGGUACACCAGAUGCAAGUUAUUGUGUCGGUAAUUCAUCCUCUUUCCUCUGUAGCUGCGUUGUUGGGUUUACCGAAUGGAAUGGAUCAUGUAUUGUACUUCCUUACAGUCAAGACAUCAAAGAAUUGCCUGAGCAUUCAACUCCAAACAUGGAAGAGACUUUCUUUGACACCAAAGCUUUUGCAAUCUGGUCUAACAUUAUCAGUUUAAUAUUUGGAGCUUCUGUACCAACACUUAUCUUUGCUGUCUACAGUAGUAGACCGCGAUCUGUUGAGAAUCCUCAAAAUCUCUACAAACAUCGGUCUCCCAAAACAGAGGGCGUUACUUUGUACAGAAAGACAAAUGAUGGCAGGGAAAUGGGAAGAAAAACAAAAAUUUAUAAAAAGAGUGCUGCUAGCAUUGAGGUUAUUGACGAAGAAAACGAUCGAAAUCAAGACGAUAAUCAAGGCCCAUGCCUCUACAAUCAUCUUAAUGAGAAGGAGGAAAUUGAAAGCGUUAGUGAAAACAAGUAUGGUGCAGCUGAAAGGGAAAUACACAAUGACACAGAAAACACUUAUGCUCAAGUUCAAUCUCGCAAAGGCAAUUCGAAACAAUUGAAUAUUGACGAUGUUUACAUGCCAGUAACUCUAGAGAAUGAUUUGUAGAAGUGCAUAGAAUUUGAUCAUGCAUGGUUUUUAUUUUCCUUUAAAGAACAUUGUCAAGGGAAAACGUUUUCUUUUUUAAAAAACUGUCCAUACAUUGGUUCCAAUGGUCUGCACACAGAAGUAGGGCAAACACUAAAGACAGGUUCGAGUUAGUUACUGGACAAAAGAAAAGUUAGUAAAACUAUGAAAAGGAAACUGUUUUGUCAUUCAUGCAAAAAGUAGGUUUUUUUCUCUACUUCUUUAUUUUAUGAUAAAUAGUUUUGAUUUGUUUCAUUAUAUCAACACUCGCACUAUUUUAUUUUAUAUUUUGCAAAUAAAAUCAUUAAAGUUUU